UUGUUGUUGUGAAACUAAAGUCAUUUUUGUAAUUUCGUGCUGUUUAAAAGUUUUCCAAUUAUUUUUACGAAAUAUUUAAAUUAAAAUGCAUUUAUUAAUACUAUACGGUAGUCAAACUGGCACUGCACAAGAUAUAGCUGAACAAUUAUGGCGUUCCUCUAAGAAAUAUGGGUUUCAAGGCCCAGUCUUGCCUAUGGAUGAAUUUCCCAUACAUAAACUAAUUGAGCAGACUUUAGUAUUGUUUGUGGUAGCUACCACUGGUGACGGUGAUGAACCAGAUAAUAUGCGUAAUUCUUGGAAAUUUUUACUUCGUCGUAGUUUACCCUCCAAUUCAUUAGAGAAUAUGAAAUUCGCCUGUCUAGGCCUAGGGGACUCUAGUUAUGCCAAGUUCAAUUAUGCAUCCAAGAAACUAAAUAAACGACUCCAACAACUAGGAGCAAAACAGAUUAUACCUUUAGGUUUGUGUGAUGAUCAACAUGAUCACGGUUUAAGUGCAGUAGCUUUACCAUGGAUGGAUCAACUUUGGAAGCAGUUACAACAAAAUAUUGAUAUUAACGCAAAAGACAUGAAUGGACUAGAUAAUGCAGCAUCAGUUUUUAGAUGGCAAUGCAAAAUAUUAAACGGAAAAAAGGAAGGCUUUGUCAAUAAUGAGGAUAAUGACCAAAUUCUUUGGCCAUAUAAGGAUGCGCCCGAAAAGUUGACUCUCAAAAGCAAUAAACGCACAACAGAUUACUCACAUUUUCAAGAUGUUAGAUUGCUGGAAUUUACCACUUCUGAUAGUACAAAUUGGUCACCGGGAGAUAUUCUACAAGUGCAACCUCAAAAUUCAUCAAAACAAGUUGAUGAUUUCUUUUCAUGGGCCCAAGAACAUCAACUUGAUUUCACGCCAGAUACUUUAGUGGAAAUCUUCAGUAUUCAUGACGAUAUGCCCCUGCCCAAAUGCUAUUCUAAACCAUUGACAGUCAAACAAAUGGUUACAUAUUUAUGGGAUUUGAGCUUUCGUCCUCGUCAGCGGGUAUUUGAACUUUUGGCUUUAAACUGUGAAGAUGAAUUGGAAAAAGAGAAACUUUUAGAGUUUACCACAGCAGAAGGUCUGGAUGAUCUUAUAAAUUAUAUAAAUCGUCCUCGCAGAACUAUUUUGGAAGUAUUGCAAGAUUUUCGACAUGCUUCCUCCAAAUUGUCGCUAAAUGUUUUAAUAGAAAUGUUUACAUUUAUUCAGCCCAGAAGCUUUUCAAUAGCCAGUUGCAAAGAAUCAGGUCAGCUGGAUUUGCUAGUUGCUGUGGUAGAAUACAAAACAAAACUCUCUACUCCCAGACAGGGUUUGUGUUCAAAUUGGCUCAAAAAUCUUAAGCCAGACACACAAAUAUAUGGUUGUAUAAAAUCGGGCACAAUGAAACUUCCCAAAGAUAUUUCCACGCCCCUGAUUGUAGUGGGACCUGGUACUGGUAUAGCACCAUUUCGCAGCAUAAUACAAAGCCGUUACAUAAACAAAUCAGAAAAUGAUAGUUUACAACCCGUCGUAUUUGUAUUUUUUGGUUGCCGCAAUCGAAAAAAUGAUUUUCAUUUUCAGGAAGACUUGCAAAAAUGGCAUGCAGAGAAAUACAUUUCCCUUUAUUGUGCAUUUUCCAGAGAUCAGGAUAAUAAGAUCUAUGUACAGCAUUUGAUUGAAGAAAAUGCUGAUAAAUUGAAACCUCUAAUAAUGGAAAAGGGUGCAUUUAUUUUGGUGUCUGGUUCUUCAAAAAAUAUGCCAAAGUCUGUAAAGGAAGCUUUUACAAAAGUUGUGGACAACAAUGAGGCCUUAAUAGAACAAUUAAUAAAAACAAAAAGAUAUCAAGAGGAAACUUGGUCUUAAAUAGUACAAAUUUAUUUAUAAAUAUAAAUUUAUAUAAACAAUAAAUAUAUUUAAGCUAAAAAUUUAAUAAUCUUCAAAUAGUUUUUCCGCGGCUGUGCGACAAAAUGGACAAAAGCCCUUUUGUAAAACUUGCAACUCGAAAUCCUCGGCAUAAAAGACCUGAAAAAAAUACAGUGGAUUUAUAAUUUUAGAAAUAUUUAUGUAAAAAAAAACUUACCAGCAAACAUUCAGGACAAUAUGUAACUUGUAAGUCUGGCAAAAUAUUGCGAUAAAAUAUAAAUUUACUAUUUGCUUUAGAACGACGUUUUAAAAUUAAUACAUGAUUUGGAUCUAUAGAACGUAAGGCACUGCGAUCUAAACUUAAUGCGGUAAUUGUUUAACCCACUUACCUCAUUAAAUGGAUCUUGAUCUUCAUUGGUUUUGGGUGGAGCUAAGAGUAAAUGUUCAGCUUCGUUAUCAGUAAUGUCCAUUUCCGGGUAAAAUUCUACUAAUGUUGUUACUUAAUACCGAAUGAUAUAAAUGAAAAUAUAUAAUCCUGACGACAAGUAGGACAGGAAUUUCCAUUUAAA
This is a messenger RNA of Lucilia cuprina (Australian sheep blowfly), 2421 nucleotides long. Its product is annotated as NADPH-dependent diflavin oxidoreductase 1. Gene Ontology annotation, cellular component: cytosol. Lineage: Eukaryota; Metazoa; Arthropoda; Insecta; Diptera; Calliphoridae. The transcript is spliced from 3 exons. Gene Ontology annotation, molecular function: flavin adenine dinucleotide binding; NADPH-hemoprotein reductase activity; FMN binding. The coding region runs from base 86 to 1852 and encodes 588 amino acids. The record is from RefSeq and is a predicted model, not a curated record.